UGGAGUGUAUCUGCUCCACAGUGAUGCACGUUGAUGGACCUGCCGUUCGUUUUCAGCUCUAGUUCCAUAUGGACUUUGCCUUGAAGAUCCUCGACGCGUCAUAGUUUUAAUUUAAAUUUUUUUUUUUAUUAUAUAAAUCAUAACCAUGUUGAAGAAUAAUGGUAAGAAAACAGCCGUGUGCCUGCUCAGCACGGCAGCUCUCUCCCUGCUGCUGCUGCUCCUGGUGGCCGUGCACCAGCGGGUCCACCGGGUGGAUGAGGGCACGCGCGGCGAGGGUCCGGAGUCGGGAGAUGCUGCGGCCAAAACGGAGGAGCUGGACGCUGCGGCGAAGAAAGGAUUCUCGGCGUACUUCAGCAAACUGAGCCGCGGGCGCAGGGAAGCGGAGAAACCCGCGGGGUCACCGCUCUCCUCCGCCGAGCCCCCUCGGGUGGAGGACAUCAGCGCGAAUGACAUCUUCAUCGCGGUGAAGACCACCAAGAAGUUCCACCAGUCCAGGCUGAACCUGCUGCUGGACACCUGGAUCUCCAGGAACAUGCAACAGACCUACAUCUUCACGGAUGGAGAAGACGAGGAGCUGAAGAAGAAAAUCGGAAGUCAUGCCAUCAACACCAACUGUUCUGCAGCUCACAGCCGACAAGCGCUGUCCUGUAAGAUGGCAGUGGAGUACGACAAGUUCAUAGAGUCGGGCAAAAAAUGGUUCUGUCACGUGGACGAUGACAACUAUGUAAACGUUCGGACUCUGGUGAAGCUCCUGUCUCAGUACCAACAUACCCAGGACAUGUACAUCGGCAAACCCAGUUUGGACCGGCCCAUAGAGGCCACGGAAAGAUUGGGUGACAAUAAAAUGAAAUCCGUCAAUUUCUGGUUUGCUACCGGCGGAGCUGGCUUCUGUGUUAGCAGGGGCCUGGCACUGAAGAUGAGCCCAUGGGCCAGCGGUGGCCAUUUUAUGAACACCGCAGAAAAAAUCCGUCUGCCCGACGACUGCACCAUCGGUUACAUCAUCGAGUCAGUUCUGGGAGUUCCUCUGACACGCAGUAACCUGUUCCACUCCCACCUGGAGAACCUGCAGCAGGUGUCGAGGACGGAGAUCCACAAACAGGUCACACUCAGUUAUGGGAUGUUUGAAAACAAGAGUAACAUCAUCAAUCUGAAAGGGGCUUUUUCUGUGGAGGAGGACACAUCCAGGUUCAAGUCUGUGCACUGUCUCCUGUACCCAGACACCCCGUGGUGUCCCCCUCAGGUUGCCUUCUAGGGCGACUGCUCCUUUCUCAUCCUCGUCCCCGUCACGUCUCGGUAUCUGAAAGACGUGAAGGGACCAGUGUUUGGUAUUAGACCGUGCGGCUACUGUUGCUGCAGUGGUGCGCGGUCUCUAAUAGUUUUACUGGGCUGCUGUGCGGCCCGUCUCGGGACUAUUUCUUCCUGUCGGGAUCCGGGGAGCUUCCCUCAGUGUCUGUGAGGACUCCUGGUCCCGGACAGGAAGUAGCUUUCAGCGUCGACCUUUUGCAGGCAAUCAUUUGAGCUUUCGUCGAUGUGUAUGUUGCUUGUAAAUGUAUCUGCAAUUCUCAUAGAAUGUAUUUGUCGAAAUAAUCCAGCCUCGUUGCCAGCUUUUACACUAACAUUUCUCCGCGUUUCGGUUUGAAGACGUGUUCCACAUAUCCAGGUUUUUAGGUUUUGUCGUGUAUAUUUGCUUAUUUUUCGGGAUUUUUAUUUUUAUUAUUGUUCUGCCGAUGACUCCGGACAAAUUCUCGAGCAUGAAGAUUUUUUUUUGUGUGUGUGUUUUUAAGUUUACAGUGUUAUUUUAUCUCCCUGUCUGAGCUGGCAGUGGGCAGAUGUCCAAAAGCAUCCUACGGUGACCUAAUCUGAGGUUUAUCGGGACAAAGCACUUUUGAUAUGAUUUUUUUUUUUUUUUGAAGAUUUGGGACCAAGCUAAGAAAUAAUUCACCCCUGGUUCAUUCGUAUUUAAAAAAAAACACUCCUUGCAUUUGUAACAAUCAGGGGAGAAAAAAAACAAGGAGUUGAUUUGGGGGUGCAAUCAUUCUUUAAUAAUCUUUGAUUUUAUUUUUUUUAAAUAUAAUAUUGCACAGCUGGAUUUCAAAUGAGAGCUGAUGUUUACUCCUGGGAAGACGCUAACCUCUCAAGCUUCAACAGAGUUUUAAGACUACGCACUCACAGACCCCAAAAAGCAAAGACGUCCACAUGAAACCCGAAACUAUCCCUUGGCCAACAUGCAACCAUUCCAUGCCCACAUCUGGUAUUCAGACCAUAGUUGUCUCCAAACUCCAUAUCAAAAAUGUCUGGGCCAUAAUAUGGUCGAUCGACAGGCUAAGAGGUUUGAUUCCGAAUUAGCCUAGCUUUAGCUUACAUCCUCGUUACUAUACUACGAAUGUCAGCUGCAGCUAAAAGCUGGGUUAAACCCUUCUGAAUACCACGUGUGGGCCACUCGAGACCAAAUGUGGUACGCCAAAUACUUCCAGUACGUUGUUGUACGCGGGCCAAGGAAAGUAGCGGUGAACUCAUGUCUAACCUAAGUGGGCCAGAUGGAUUUGCUGAGUGGGUGUGUAUCUGAAUAAUAGUCAUUAAAAAAAAAAAGAAAAGAAAUAAUAACAAAGAUGUUCUUCACUGAACUGUGCCGGUACUGUUGCUGUCUGUGAGGUAGAACCUUCCCAGGAACAACAUCGGUGCUUCCACAUGGAGCUGUUUGUUUUCCCUCCGUGUCGUUUCUCGCCCAUAUUGGGUGUCGCUGUACAUCUGGAUUACAGUAUUGUGUACUGUGGCUUUUGUUUAGACAAGUAGUUACUGUACAAGUUUAGAAUGUAAUUACUCCCUCCUCUGUCCCCCCCCCCCCCCCCUCUCCCCCCCCCCCCCUCUCCCUCCGCUCUCUCUUCCAUCCCCUCUUUCUCUCCCUCAUAUUGUGGUUUACAUGUGCUUUUAAUGACCUGGAAAUGAUUGUUGUAAUGCUUUGAACUGUAUGACUGAACAGCUGAGGUUUAUUCUCCAGUAUCUGGAGGGUUCACACAGUUCACCCACAAUUAAUGGCUUCUCAGGGAUUAUGAGCUUGCUCUGUCCGUCGCACGGGGACCCACAGUGGGACCUUCAAGACUUUAAAUAAAAGUGCAUAACCACUGGGAAACGUAA
This is a messenger RNA of Cynoglossus semilaevis (tongue sole), 3135 nucleotides long. RefSeq names its product LFNG O-fucosylpeptide 3-beta-N-acetylglucosaminyltransferase (gene lfng). Gene Ontology annotation, biological process: pattern specification process. Gene Ontology annotation, cellular component: Golgi membrane. Gene Ontology annotation, molecular function: O-fucosylpeptide 3-beta-N-acetylglucosaminyltransferase activity. The transcript is spliced from 8 exons. NCBI's taxonomy places the organism in Eukaryota, Metazoa, Chordata, Actinopteri, Pleuronectiformes, Cynoglossidae. Bases 146 to 1252 code for a protein of 368 amino acids. The record is from RefSeq and is a predicted model, not a curated record.